Messenger RNA from Trematomus bernacchii (emerald rockcod), 822 nucleotides. RefSeq names its product troponin I type 1a (skeletal, slow) (gene tnni1a). Lineage: Eukaryota; Metazoa; Chordata; Actinopteri; Perciformes; Nototheniidae. The record is from RefSeq and is a predicted model, not a curated record. Gene Ontology annotation, biological process: muscle contraction. Bases 98 to 661 code for a protein of 187 amino acids. Gene Ontology annotation, cellular component: troponin complex. The transcript has 8 exons.
CCAAAUUGUUGGCUUCAUCUCUUAUCUGAGUUCUGCCUCUGCUGCCGUCGCAUCUUUCUCUCUCCCGCUUCUGACACAGUGAGAUCUCAUCAGCAGGAUGCCUGAGCACGUGCAAGAGAGGAAGCCGAAGAUCUCCGCUUCAAGGAAGUUGAUGCUCAAGAGUCUGAUGGUGGCAAAGGCCAAGGAGGAAUUGGAACAGGAAGUUGUUGUCAAAGAGGAGGAGAAACAGAACUAUCUGUCAGAGAGAGCUCCUCCUCUGAACACCAGCGGCCUGAGCCUCGGACAGCUACAGGAACUCUGCAGAGAUCUCCAUGCCAAAAUAGAUGUGGUGGAUGAGGAGCGAUACGACAUUGAAGCCAAAGUGACGCUCAACAAACGGGAGAUCAAAGACCUGAACCUCAAGGUUUUGGACCUCAGGGGGAAAUUCAAGAGACCUAGUCUUCGUCGUGUUCGGGUGUCUGCUGACGCCAUCCUUCGCUCGCUGCUGGGCUCUAAGCACAAAGUCUCCAUGGACCUCCGGGCCAACCUCAAAUCUGUGAAGAAAGAGGACACUGAGAAGAAGAGGCCAGUAGAGGACAGCGACUGGAGGAAGAAUGUGGAGGCCAUGUCAGGGAUGGAGGGAAGGAAGAAGAUGUUUGAUGCAGCUAAGGGUCCUGCGUAGUGAACCCAGACGUCAUCUGAAUCAAUUAUAUUUCCAGUAUAUUGCAGAUUAUGCAUUUCUCUUUAAUGCUUUUCAUUUAGUGUAUGCUUAUUUAGUGAAUGCUCCCUGAAAGAUUUUCCACACUUUCCUUAAAGGUGGGGUAGGUAAUUUUGGAGAAACCA